AUGAACAGCGACCAGAAUUAUACCUCAUCCCGGCCUGUUCUCAAUCAUUCUGAUCUUACCCUGUCUGAGGAGGAUACUCUCCACGUCUCCCUGAUCUCAUCCAGGAGUGAUGUUCUGCACGCCUCAAUCAAACAAUCUCUGCCCCUCUACGACAAUCUUUCCACAUCAAGAUCUUCGAGUCGUGGGACAAAAACAACGUUGAUCUUCCCUGGCAGCCCCCCAUGGCGCGUCCAGACCCGAGCCCGAGGCGCAACUGUUCAGAUUGAAUCUCAUCUCGCCCGGAAGACGUUGACCCUCCAGUGGAUGCUAUAA
Fusarium venenatum is the source of this 312-nucleotide messenger RNA. NCBI's taxonomy places the organism in Eukaryota, Fungi, Ascomycota, Sordariomycetes, Hypocreales, Nectriaceae. The record is from RefSeq and is a predicted model, not a curated record.